This is a messenger RNA of Apiotrichum porosum, 1896 nucleotides long. RefSeq lists its product as uncharacterized. The transcript is spliced from 2 exons. Gene Ontology annotation, molecular function: oxidoreductase activity, acting on the CH-CH group of donors. The coding region runs from base 1 to 1896 and encodes 631 amino acids. NCBI's taxonomy places the organism in Eukaryota, Fungi, Basidiomycota, Tremellomycetes, Trichosporonales, Trichosporonaceae. The record is from RefSeq and is a predicted model, not a curated record.
AUGAAACUCGUCACUGCAACGGCCACGUCGGGCUUCUUCCAGCCCCAGCCAGUGGUGCCCAACCAGUACCGCGAUGACGUCGCGCUGCGUCGCGCCGUCUCCCUCUUCACCCCGCCAGAGACGAUGGCCACCCUCGCGCCCGACCUGGAACGCUUUGGCGAUCUCGUCCUCUCGCGCGAGGUCCUCGCCCACGUCGUCAACGCCGAGCACGACCUGCCUUACGUUAUUGGCAGUGGCUUCACCGCAUUUGGCCACCCGAACGCCGACGCACUCGUUACCAGCUCGGGUUGGAAGGAGCUGCAGGACAUCGGAAUCCGCGAGCAGAUUGUGGGGCGUGGGUACGACCAUGGACUGGGGCCCUACGCCCGUCUGGCGCAGUACUACAAGCUGCACCUGUGGAACCCCAGCUCUGCCGUCGUGACUUGCCCCAGCGCGAUGCAGGACGGCGCCAUCAAUGUGCUGGCUCGCGACCUCCUCGCUCGUCCCGACAUGGACUCGUCCCAGCGCUCCGUGUUCACGCGUGCCCUCGAGCGUCUUCUCUCCAACGAUCCACGCGAAGCCUGGACCUCGGGACAGUGGAUGACCGAGCGCCCCGGCGGCUCGGAUGUGGCUGGUACCGAGACGGUCGCGACACUCAACGGACCGGCGACGCGCGCAACCGACGUCGACGGCCUCCCUCUCGGCCCAUGGAGUGUGAGCGGCUUCAAGUGGUUUAGCUCGGCCACAGACUGUGGGUGUGUCGUCCUCCUCGCCAAGACGGACACUGGCGGUGGCAGCUUGUCGUGCUUCUUUGCGCCCACGCGCAAGGUCGUCAAUGACGGCUGUGACGUUGAGAUGAACGGCAUCCGCAUCAGCCGUCUCAAGAACAAGCUCGGCACCAAGGCGCUCCCCACGGCCGAGGUCGAAGUCAAGGAUAUGCGCGCGUGGAUGAUUGGAGAGGAGGGCAGUGGUGUCAAGAUGAUCAGCACGCUCCUCAACAUUACUCGAUUCUACAACGCUGUCUCGGCUGUUGGCUUCCUCGGCCGCUCCCUCGGUGUCGUUCGUGCCUUUGCUCGCGUCCGCCCGUUCCCCUCCCUCAAGCCCCCGCAUAACAAGCUCGUCGACCGGCCGCUGUUCGCCAAGACCAUCGCUGGCGUGACGCUGCAGUAUCGCGCCGACCUCUUGUUCACUGGCCUGGUCGCCGCCCUCCUCGGCGCAAGCGACUCGGCAUCGCAGUCCUACUCCCCUCUCGUUCCCGACGACCACCACCAGAGCCUCCUCCUCUUGCGUAUCCUUACUCCCGUCGUCAAGGCGUACACUGCCAAGCACGCCAUCGCCGGCGUGCAAGAGUGCAUGGAAUCCCUCGGCGGCGUGGGAUACAUGGAAAACGUCGAGAGCCCCGAAAUGAACCUGGCCCGCAUCUUCCGCGACACCAACGUGCUCGCCAUCUGGGAGGGUACGACGGACGUGCUCUCCACCGACACGGUCAAGGUCCUGCACCACGGUCGCGACGGCCACAAGGUCCUUGCCGCCCUCGACAGCUGGUUUGAGCAUGCCCUGCCCGCCGGGAGCCGGCUGCACGGCGACGAAAAGGCCGCAGUCCACGCCGGCUGGAAGGCCCUGCGUGCCGACAUUCCCAAGGACAAGGAACACGCCCUGUCCGAGGGCCGCGAGAUUCUGCGCCGCAUCGGCGACCUCGUGUGUGCGGCGCUGCUGGUGGUCGACGCCGAGCGUGACGGCGACGAGGUGGCUGCUGCGUGCGCGACCCGCUUCGCGCACACCAGGCUCGUUGCGCAUGUUCCCGCAACCUCGGCCGCUGGCAAGAAGAAGGCCAACUGGCACGCCGUCACCAAGGAGGACAUGAAGAUUGCCUUUGACGGCCACCCGGUGGCGGAGAAGCACCACGCCAAGCUGUAA